UCCUCCUCCCCCGGGCCCUUUUUUCCUUGUUUAGAGAAAAAAUGGAGUUGAUGGACCUUUUCAUUAUCGGUUUGGCACUUAUUUUCAUCCGUCUAUGGUGGCGGUACUCGUCGGUCACUGGCGGUGGCCCUAAGAACCUCCCUCCAGGACCGCCUCGUUGGCCAUUCGUUGGAAACCUGAUCCAAAUCAUUCUCCAACGUCGACAUUUCGUCUUUAUAGUAGGUGAGCUACGUAAACUAUACGGUCCAAUUUUCACCUUGCGAAUGGGGCAACGGACCAUGGUGAUUGUUACAGAUUCGAGUCUCAUCCAUGAAGCUUUGGUUCAAAAAGGCCACACUUUCGCUUCCCGUCCACCGGACUCCCCGAUCCGGCUCGUGUUUAGCGUCGGAAAAUGCGCUAUCAACUCCGCCGAGUACGGACCUCUCUGGCGAACCCUGCGCAAGAACCUCGUCACCGAGCUUAUAACCCCUACGAGAGUGAAGCAAUGUAGUUGGAUCCGCAAAUGGGCAAUCGAAAACCAUAUGAAAAGGAUCAAAAGUGAGGCUUUUGAGAAUGGGUUCGUGGAGGUAAUGAGCAAUUGCAGGCUCACUAUAUGUAGCAUCUUGAUCUGUUUAUGUUUUGGUGCAAAGAUCUCCGAAGAACGGAUUAAGAAAAUCGAAAGCAUACUCAAAGAUGUAAUGCUGGUAACAUCGCCGCAGCUACCGGAUUUCUUGCCGAUCCUCACUCCGUUGUUUCGUCGGCAAAUGAAAGAGGCCAAAGCACUAAGAAAGAGGCAAUUGGAUUGCUUGGCUCCAUUAAUAAAGAACCGGAGAGCUUUUGUUGAGAAAGGUGAAAACCCUAACCAAGAAAUGGUGAGUCCAAUCGGUGCAGCCUAUAUAGACUCACUCUUCGGACUAGAGCCACCAACCCGAGGUCCGUUGGGGGAAGAAGAGUACGUUACCCUAUGUUCAGAGGUGAUCAGUGCCGGUACCGAUACGAGUACCACGACAGUUGAAUGGGCCAUGCUUAAUUUGGUAAUGAAUCAAGAUAUCCAAGAGAAACUUUACCAAGAAAUCGUGGAUUGUGUAGGCAAAAAUGGUGAUAUCAAAGAAGAAGAUAUAGAGAAAAUGCCUUACCUCGAAGCCGUCGUUAAAGAAACGCUCCGGCGACACCCUCCGGGCCAUUUCCUCCUAUCUCAUGCAGCUAUAAAAGACACUGAGCUUGGCGGCUACACAAUCCCCGCAGGGGUUCACGUCGAGUUCUACACUGCAUGGAUCACUGAGAAUCCAGAUAUAUGGUCGGAUCCAGGUGAGUUCCGACCCGAGAGGUUCUUGCACGGUGACGGGGUCGGUGUCGACGUCACCGGGACUCGUGCGGUGAAAAUGGUGCCGUUUGGGGCAGGGAGACGGAUUUGUCCGGCUUGGAACCUAGGCAUUUUGCACAUAAACUUGUUGAUAGCAAAGAUGGUUCAAGCAUUCAAGUGGGUUCCAGUUCCGGGUGCCCCACCGGAUUUGACCGAGACAUAUUCUUUCACAGUUGUGAUGAAGAACCCUCUCAAGGCCGUGAUCAUGCCUCGGUGAGAAAAUUGAAAGCUUAAUUAGGCAAUUUAUAUAUAUAUAUAUAUAUAUAUAUAUGUAUUUUUACUUUAAUAAUACUUUUGACAUGUUUUGUUUCAUUGUUUUGAGUGUUUAAUCAUGUAUUUCAAGCACGCCAUUUUCAACCAUUUUAUCAAUCACUUUCAGUUUUAAUUUAAUGCUUCACCAAUUGAUGGCUAUAUAUAAAAUGAUAAUUUAUUUGAUAAUUAGGUAAAUAA
Molecule: messenger RNA, 1792 nt
Organism: Gossypium arboreum
Lineage: Eukaryota; Viridiplantae; Streptophyta; Magnoliopsida; Malvales; Malvaceae
Product: cytochrome P450 77A2-like
Exons: 1
Coding region: 42-1559 (505 amino acids)
Cellular component (GO): membrane
Molecular function (GO): oxidoreductase activity, acting on paired donors, with incorporation or reduction of molecular oxygen, NAD(P)H as one donor, and incorporation of one atom of oxygen; heme binding; iron ion binding
Source: RefSeq, a predicted model, not a curated record